UAUUUUUAUUUUUUUUUAGUUUUGUAAGACGACUUAUUAUAGCUUCACCAAAGAUAGUGCUUUUUUACUAUUCUUUUUGUUUCUCCUCCACUUGGAUAAAGUACGAGGAUUUUUUUUUUGGUGAAACAUAAGUAGGAAUCGAAGAAAUGGGUGAGGUAGUUGUGAGUAGUGAAGGUGAUUUGGAGGUUAUAGGAGGGGGAGAUAUGGUUAUUGAAACAGAGGCUGGUGGAGAUAUGAAGGAAACAGGGGCUGGAGCUGCUGUUGCAGCAGCAUCUUCUUCAGUCUUGAAAUGGGAAAGAUUUUUGCCUAAAAUGGUUUUUAGAGUUUUGUUGGUGGAAUCAGAUGAUUCUACAAGACAGAUUGUUGCUGCUCUUCUUAGGAAAUGCAGUUACAGAGUCGCUGCAGUUUCUGAUGGUCUAAAGGCAUGGGAGUUGUUGAAAGGCAGACCUCACAAUGUUGACCUCAUCUUGACAGAAGUUGACCUGCCAUCAAUUUCUGGAUAUGCUUUUCUUUCCUUGAUUAUGGAACACGAUAUUUGCAAGAACAUUCCUGUAAUAAUGAUGUCCUCAAACGACUCUGUUAGUACGGUUUAUAGAUGCAUGCUGAGAGGUGCAGCAGACUUUCUUGUCAAGCCAGUUAGGAAGAAUGAAUUAAAGAACCUGUGGCAGCAUGUCUGGAGGAGACGAGCUGCAAGUGGUUCCCAGGGGCCUGUUGCUGAAAGUGUUGCACAACAAAAAGUUGAGGUCACAGCUGAAAACAAUGCUUGCAGCAACCAUUCAAGCGGUUAUAAGGCUUGUGUUCAGAGAAACCGGGAAUGCAUUGAGAAAGGAAGUGAUGCUCAGAGCUCCUGCACAAAGCCAGAGUUGGAGAAUGAAGAAGAGAAUGCAGAAAACUUACCGGAAUCUGUUCAACCAAAUAGGGAUGCAUCUCCUCCAAAUGCUGCAGAUUUGGUGAAGGAACUACUUCAUGAAGCAAACAAUAGAUUGAGAAUUUCCGAGAAUGAUGCUAGAGCUCCCAUAACAAAUGCAAAUGCAAUGACCAGGGGAGAAGAUAUAAAUUCUGAUGAUAACUGGGGUCAUGGGCGUACAAUUGGUCAAACUUCUGAUGAACAUCCUGGUCCUCCAACUAAACAAGCAAUUGACUUGAUUGGAGCAUUUGAUAAUUACCUCAAAUGUAAUUCCAAAAGUUCUGGUUCCGACACUAGGAUUAACAAGGGUGAUUCUUCUCCGUUACUGGAUCUUUCAUUGACAAGGUCCCAUCCAAGUGGUUCGGUAAAUCAGUUUACAAAUGAGAAGCGCAGAUUGAACCAUUCUGAUGCUUCAGCCUUCACGCGGUAUGUGAACAGGGCAAUGCAGUCUGGACAGUCAACGUCGUCUAGGACUUAUAAUCUACAGGAAUAUGAAACUGAUUCUGAUAAGCAGUUUUGUGGCCAUGCAAUUGAUUACAACUCGGACACGCGUGGUCCGAUUACUAGACCUCAAAGUGUUGCCCUUCCUAACUACGGUGAACCAGGACCAGCUGAAAUUGGACUUCCUUCUCCACAGCAGAGAGUGACGCCACUCCCUAUACCAGUGAGAGGCAUCAGAUUUGAGGGACCAAGCAGUGCUUACAGCUCCAUGAUUGCUCCAAUUCUUCGCAUGCCAUCUGGCAUUUCGCCAUUGCAGAGUCCAGGUUCGGCUACCCCUCAGGAAUCUUCCUAUCAGGCGAAUCCAUUCCUUGCGUUAAAUUGUGAAAGUAGGAGCUCUCAGAAAUUGCACUCACAGAGUGAUCAAAACAACAGUGAUUCGACAGCUUACAAUGAGGGUAAGAGAGGGCACAUAUCUGAACCUACAACUGAUUGUGAACGUUUUCCCUCUGCAACUGAUCAAACUAUAAAUAGCAUUUGCUGCAAUGGUGAUCUAAACCAUGUUCAUCUGAGUUAUGGAAGCAGUGGAAACAUCUCACUUCCACUAGGCGGAACACCGGCAGAGUAUAGGAAAGAAGAAAGCCUUCACACUCCUGAUGGGAACUCUCAUCGAUCUCAAAGAGAAGCAGCUCUUACAAAAUUUCGCAUGAAGCGGAAAGAGAGAUGCUUUGAAAAGAAGGUACGAUACGAAAGCAGGAAAAAACUCGCUGAACAGCGUCCCAGAGUUAAAGGACAGUUUGUUCGUCAUGUUCCUAGUGAGUCUUCGCCAGGUAACUCAUAGGCAGAUUCGCAAUAUAGGAUCACGAAUUCAUCCAACGAAAGGAGGAAGCAGAAAAAAUAUAAGUGGUGUCAAACGACUUGUGAUUCUGUCCUUCCAAAGGUCGAGGAACGAACAAGAGGAUGACCAAGUGUUUAUGAUGCUAAGGUCACUCACUUACAAUCUAGUGAGGAAUUCUCUACAUUUUUGUGAAGGAGGGCAGCCCUGCCUUUUGUUUGCGAUGUCAAAUACGUAUGGGACAUCUCUCAGUUAACAUAUAGGUUAGAAACGUCCAAAUACGAAUUUUUAUAUUCAUGACUAGGAUCAAUUCACCUCUCUUGUUAUAGUUGGUGAGAUGAUCAAAUCCUUUUUCCGGUUUGUAAAUUAUUGGAGUCUUUUUGUUGUACUUAUCUCGAUCAUACCACGACUAGUUCUAGGCCUAUGUACAGACUUUUAACAGAGAUUUUCUGGUUUUUAUUUUCGUUUCUGUUUAUAGAAGACAUUUGUUGUUGCA
This is a messenger RNA of Solanum stenotomum, 2676 nucleotides long. RefSeq names its product two-component response regulator-like APRR5. NCBI's taxonomy places the organism in Eukaryota, Viridiplantae, Streptophyta, Magnoliopsida, Solanales, Solanaceae. The coding region runs from base 147 to 2186 and encodes 679 amino acids. Gene Ontology annotation, molecular function: protein binding. Gene Ontology annotation, biological process: cytokinin-activated signaling pathway; phosphorelay signal transduction system. The record is from RefSeq and is a predicted model, not a curated record. The transcript is spliced from 8 exons.